This is a messenger RNA of Pelobates fuscus (common spadefoot toad), 842 nucleotides long. Its product is annotated as trypsin-like. Bases 48 to 785 code for a protein of 245 amino acids. Gene Ontology annotation, biological process: proteolysis. The transcript has 5 exons. Gene Ontology annotation, molecular function: serine-type endopeptidase activity. Lineage: Eukaryota; Metazoa; Chordata; Amphibia; Anura; Pelobatidae. The record is from RefSeq and is a predicted model, not a curated record.
UACUCACUUAAUUUCAAGCAAGACCAUUCCACAGGCAUACCUCCAGCAUGAAGCUUCUUCUGAUCUGCGUGCUCCUUGGAGCUGCUGUUGCAUUUGAGGAUGAUGAUGAUAAGAUUGUAGGAGGUUACACCUGCACCAAGAACUCCGUCCCAUACAUUGUAUCCCUCAACUCUGGCUAUCACUUCUGCGGAGGUACCCUGGUUACCAGCCUGUGGGUGGUGUCUGCUGCCCAUUGCUACAAGGCGAGUGUUCAGGUCAGACUGGGAGAGCACAACAUCGAUGUAAGUGAGGGCACUGAGCAGUUUAUUAACUCUGCCAAGGUCAUCAGACACCCCAGCUACAACUCCAGGACCACCGACAAUGACAUCAUGUUGAUCAAACUUGCUAGUGCCGCCACCCUCAAUAGCUAUGUGAAGACUGUGUCUCUGCCCUCUGGCUGUGCUGCUGCCGGAACCAGCUGUCUGAUUUCUGGCUGGGGAAACACACUCAGCAGUGGAACCAAUUAUCCAAGUCUCCUUCAGUGUUUGAACGCACCCAUCCUGACAAGUGCUCAGUGUAGCAGUGCCUACCCAGGACAGAUCACCAGUAACAUGAUCUGUGUUGGAUACGUUGAAGGAGGCAAGGAUUCCUGCCAGGGUGAUUCUGGUGGCCCCGUGGUCUGUAAUGGUCAGCUCCAGGGUAUUGUGUCCUGGGGAUAUGGCUGUGCUUUGAGGAACUACCCCGGAGUCUACGCCAGGGUCUGCAACUACAACUCCUGGAUCCAGAGCACCUUUGCUUCAAACUAAAACUGUUUCUUAAAAGUUUUGUGCAAGACUUUAAUAAAUGUAUGAACUUUCGAACUA